This is a messenger RNA of Monoraphidium neglectum, 2085 nucleotides long. RefSeq names its product Ubiquitin and WLM domain-containing protein. The record is from RefSeq and is a predicted model, not a curated record. Lineage: Eukaryota; Viridiplantae; Chlorophyta; Chlorophyceae; Sphaeropleales; Selenastraceae. The transcript is spliced from 5 exons. The coding region runs from base 1 to 2085 and encodes 694 amino acids.
AUGGGCAGCGAGGGCGAUCCCGAAGCUUCUCACAACGACGAUAGACCGCAUGUGCUUGUAUCCUACCGCGGCCGCGCACCGCAGGCGGUGGCGCUGGAUGGUUGUGCCACGCUUGGGGACCUCGCGCGUCGCCUGCAGCAGCGGCUCGGCAGCGACUCCCAGUGGGCGCCCGAGACGGUCAAGCUUUUGCCCAAGGGGUCCACCAACGCGCUGAAGCCGUUUGAGCAGGCGGCACGCACGCUUGCAGACGCGGGCAUCGGCCCUGGCGCGCGCGUGCUGCUGCUGGCGUCAGACGCGGCCGCCGUUGAGGGCCUGCGCUCCGCCAAGGACCUGGCCGGCCUGGUGCCCUUUGAGGCGGAGGAGGCGCGCGCAGCGGCCAGGAGGAGGCGCGGCCACCCGAGCGGCGGCACCACAGGCCGUCACUUCUUUGGGGGCUUCAAGGUGAUGGAGCACCCCGGCCUCACGCCGGCCCCCGCCCUCGCGCUGGCGCUGCUGCAGCGCCUGGCCUGCGACCCCGCAAUCGCGGCCGUGAUGUCCAGGCGCGGCUGGCGCGUGGGGCUGCUGAGUGAGAUGCCCCCCGAGGGCAAAGUGGGGGUGUCGGCGGUGUGCGUCCUCGGGUACAACGUCAACCAGGGCCAGGAGAUCAGCCUGCGGCUGCGCACCGACGACAUGCGCGGGUUCAGGAAGUUCCUCAAGGUGCGGGAGACCCUGGUGCACGAGCUGGCGCACAACGAGUUUGGCCCCCACGACAACAACUUCAAGGCCCUCAACAGCCAGCUGCUGAGGGAGGUGGCGGCACACGAGGCCGCGGCUGCGGCGCCGGGGCGGCUGCUGGAGGCCGCCGCAGCCAAAUGGCGCGGCAUGGGCGGCGACGGCGGCGGCGAGGAUGACUACGCGGAUGACUACGCGGGCCACGACGAGGCUGACGGGCCGCACACGGGCGUGCGGCUGGGUGGCGCCCUGCCGCAGGCAGCAAUCGGCACGAUCAGCGCCGACGCGGCGGCGGCCGCGCGCGCUGCUGCAGGCGCGGCGGCACUGCAGCGUUUUGAGGUGCUUGAGCAGCGGCAGCGGGAGCAGCGGGAGGCCGAGCGCGCCGCGCAGCGGGCCGGGAGCACUGCGCCCGGCACCGGCGGCGGCGUUCUACCGUCUAGCGGCAGCGACGGUAGCAGCGGCAGCGAUGGCGAGCGUGAGAGGGAGAGGGAGAGGGACGCGCAGGACGCGGGGCACUACGAUCCCUCUACUGACGCCAAGGAGCGCGAGAUGGAGCGGCUGGGGUCGCUGGAUGGCGGCGGGGUCAGUGGUGAUGACGGUGUGAGCAUGCCGUUGGAGCCGCAUGCUAAUAACGUGGGGGCAGGGCAGGCGCAGCGACAAGGACAUGAGGAGCAGGAGCAUGACGCGGGUAAGAGCGACCACUGGCGAGAGGGGGAUGCCCGACAGGCGAUGGAGGUGGAGGGGCUGCCGCAGCCGCAGCAGCUGCUUGCUGGUGAGGCGGGCCAGGAAACGGUGUCCCCAGUUGGGGCAGCUGCGGCAGCACUGGCGCCUCUGCACAUUCCGCCAAUGCUCCCUCAGCAGCAGCAGCAGCAGCAGCAGCAGCAGCAGCAGCAGCAGCAGCAGCAGCAGCAGCAGCAGCAGCAGCAGCAGCAGCAGCAGCAGCAAAACGGCGACGAGGCGGCGAGCGACGCUUUCAGCGCUCUGGACAGCCCAGCGGCCCGCAAGGCAUCCGCGGCGCGCGCCGCCCUGCAGCGGCUGCACCUUGAAAUAACAUCCGCAGCGACAACGGACGGCGAACCGCCGGCGACAGCGCUGGCCGCGACGCUGGGAGCUCUGUCGCGUGCGCUGCACAACGUGGUGUCUCACCCGGGGGAUACCCGCUACCAGGGCCUGCGGCUGUCCAACGCGGCGGUCGCGAGGCGACUGGGCAGGUGGAGCGCAGCGCGCAAGGUGCUGCAGCUCGCAGGGUUUGAGGAGGGCGAGGCCGAGGGGGUCCCGGCGCUGGUGUGGCGGCGGCGCGACCCUGGCCUGGCGUGGCUGGUGCUGUCGGUCGUGCAGAAUGCGGCUGCCGCCCUUGCAGAGGGGCCUGCGUAA